CACGACGCGAUACGUCGUAACAGCCUCGCAACUUCUUCGGUUUUUUUAAAAAAAGAAGUCAAGUGGCGCUUUCACAGCACUGACAAACGGACAUUUGGAGAUGCCUUCACUGGUUUUGUGACAGCGGACAGCGCCGGGUCUGAUGGGGGGCGUGAAGUUUACCGGCUGCCGGUGGUAACACCGAGGGUGGGAGCGUUUUAACCCGGAGAAGCAACAGGAGGUUGAGGUGGACGAACAUGGCGGACAGAUGCAGGCUUCCAGCUGCCGAAUAAACGUUGGGCAAAGCGAAACUGAAGACGAAGGACGGCUGCCGGGUGACUCGUCACGUAUUUCAGCGUUACAUGGAUAGCUGGGUCCCUACAGGACUGUAAAAGCCCUCCGCUAAAGCCGUAUGGCGUCCACUCAAGCCCGGAUAGGCCAGCAGGCCUUGGUGGUGCUGGAUGUGGCUCUGCGAGUUCCAUGUAUUUUUAUUAUCGACGCCAUUUUUAACUCUUACUACGACCCUGGCUCGGGAUGGGCCGGGGCGAUGGGGAAGGUGUUGGUCAGAGUCAUGGGUGUCCUCAUCUCCACUGUGGUGCUGCUGCUUUCUCAGAAAGCCUUGUUUAAGUUCUACACUCUAUUCUUUGCUGUCCUCCUUGGCAUGGCAGCAGUCCUCAUAAACUACUACGCCACCUCCCACAUGGACUUCUACAACGCCUACUACAAAGCAGCGUUGGGCUUCAGGUUGCUGCCUAGAAACGGGCCGACGCUGUGGCUGGGCAUGGCCGCCGUCCAGCUCGUCUUUGGGAUUGGCUAUGUGUUCUUGCUUAACCUCCAGUCGGUGUUUGCUGCGCUGGUGGUCCUGGACAUCAUGAUUCCUCUGUGGGGGCUGAUGAUUGAACUUCCUGCAGAUGUCAGGCAUCUGGUGGCAAUGUUCUCGGGCCUGGUGCUGGCUCUCAGCACGGCCGUUUGCCUCGCCACGAGGCUCAAAUGGUUCUACUAUUCAUGCCGGUACGUCUACCUGCUCGUACGGCACAUGUACAGGAUCUAUGGACUCCAGCUGCUGCUGGAAGACACGUGGAAGAGGAUCAGGUUCCCUGAUGUGCUUCGAGUGUUCUGGCUGACCCGGGUAACAGCCCAGGCACUGAUACUGGUUUACGUGGUGCAGGCGGUGGGGAGAGAGAGCGGAGAUGCCACAGGUGGAGCUGCAGAUGGGAGCUCUGAUGCACAGAGUUACCUGCUGAGCUGGGAUGUGUUCUGGGAUCUCACGAGUAACCUGAUCAUCUCCGGCUGCGACUCCACGCUCACUGUGCUGGGGAUGAGUGCCGUUAUCUCCUCUGUUGCACAUUACCUGGGCCUCAGCAUCCUGGCUUUCAUAGGUUCGACUGAGGAGGAGGACAAGCGGUUAGGCUUUGUGGCUCCUGUCCUGUUUUUCAUCCUGGCUCUUCAGACUGGCCUCAGCAGCCUGGAUCCUGAGGAACGUCUGGUCCGCCUAAGCCGGAACAUGUGCCUUCUGCUGACCGCCAUCCUGCACUUCAUUCAUGGCAUGACUGACCCCGUCCUCAUGUCCCUCAGUGCUUCCCAUGUCUCCUCUUUUCGGCGGCAUUUCCCCGUCCUGCUGGUGUCCCUGGCGCUCUUUGUACUCCCCGUGGUGCUCAGCUACGCCCUCUGGCAUCACUACGUCCUCAACACAUGGCUCUUUGCUGUCACCGCCUUCUGUGUUGAGCUCUGCCUCAAGGUGGUUGUGUCUUUGACCGUCUACGGCCUCUUCAUGGCUGACGGAUUCUCCAAUGUCCUGUGGGAGAAGCUGGAUGACUACGUCUACUACGUGCGCUCCACGGGCAACAUCAUCGAGUUCCUGUUCGGCGUCAUCAUGUUCGGAAACGGCGCCUACACCAUGAUGUUCGAGUCAGGCAGCAAGAUCCGCGCCUGCAUGAUGUGCCUGCACGCUUACUUUAACAUCUACCUGCAGGCCAAGAACGGCUGGAAAACGUUCAUCAACCGCCGCACUGCCGUCAAGAAGAUCAACUCCCUGCCGGAGGUGCGCGGCGACCAGCUGAGGAACAUCGAGGACGUGUGCGCCAUCUGUUAUCAGGAGUUCGCCACCUCAGCCCGCCUCACGCCCUGCCACCACUACUUCCAUGCACUGUGCCUGAGGAAGUGGCUCUACAUCCAGGACACGUGCCCCAUGUGCCACCAGAGAGUUUACGUUGAGGAGGAGAGUAGAGACAGAGCUGCCUUUUCCAAUAACAACGGGGGCUACGCACCGCCGCAGGAUGCCGCCGCUGCUGCGGGUCCGCCGGCACCGGGGGACAAUCAGGGAGGACAGCCGGCUGCAGAGCUGCAGGCCAACGGAGUGGCAGUCGGCGCGCAGGCCGCGGGAGGAGCGGCGGCGCUCGACCACGACCUGCUGGAGGACAAUGACAGCAUAGAGUAUGACGAAGACGAGUGGGGGACUCAGAACGGCAGCGCGCUGAUAGAAGAAGACUAUAUCAAUGAUGACACAGACUCCACAGAGGACUGACGACAGAAGAGCUAUAGAUAAAUAAACAUAUAUCUUUAUUAUAUUUAAGUUAAGAAAUGAUAAAAGACAUCUUAAGCAUCUUAAUUUGCUCUUGAAAAAUGUCAGGGAUGUCUUUCUCUUGUUAGUUUCUUUACGUUUUUGAGUUUUACUCUACAAGGGCUCGUGGAAAGAGUAACUGCUGCUCUCGUUCUGUGUGUAUGCGUGCGCGUGUGUGUGUGCAUGCUGAAGCUGUAUGACAUAGACCAAAAAACUCCCAACUGCUCUUUUUAUUCGACAGUAUCUCCGGAGUUUGGAGAUCCUGAUAGAAAUCUUGCUAUGUGGGCACAGCUGUCUUUGCACCGUUUAUUUCCUGAUGCCAAUCAGAACGUUUAUAUUAAAAAUAAAUAUCAGACUAUCUGCAGCAGCAGAUUCUGCCUUGUUGGAGAUGGUGGUAGAAAUGCUUUUUACCAAGUGGAGAAAAGAAACAAAGCUGCACGUUGUUUUCUUUCUUUAGACUUUGUCACUUAUGAAACUAAACUUAUCUGGUUUGAAAUUUAGCUGAGCUCCUCCUUCGGGAUCCUUGUUUUGUGCACCUCUGGAAAGCUUUCAGAUUGUCUCUUAAUUUUUUUUUCAUUGCUAUGUGGUCUCUCCUGUUCUGACCACUCUGGGUUGCCUGUUGCAUUUCCUCCAAUUUGUCAAAACCAUGAAUUAAAUUUCAUUUUAAGGAAGGGAGGGGAGAGCUGAGCUGGAGGUUUUUAGAUUUACCAGUCCAUUACGCUACAACCCUCACCCUAUGGCCAUGACCAAAACAGGAAGAUCAACAAUACACGUGCCUCUCUUACAUUUGUAAUGGGUAGGCUGGCUGGGCUUAGCCUUAUGUGUGAUUCAUGUAUUCUGUUGGCAGCAGAAGCAGUCACAGACAGGAGGAAAUGGCAGUACUGAGCAGCCAGUCACUGUCAUUGUGAGCUGCGUUGAUGCAUUUCUAGGGAGGUGCAUGUCAGGUUAUGGCACAGGGUCUCAAAACCUUUUGCAGUUACAACAUAACUUAGAUUAAAUACAGAUGCAUGCGCUUCACUUAAGAAGCUCGGAGUAGAGCCGCUGCUCGUUCGUCUCAGGCCGAGCCAGCUGAGGUGGUUCAGGCGUCUGGUCAGAAUGCCUCCUGGACUCCUCCCUUCAGAGGUUUUCCAGACACACCCAGGUGCGAGGACACAUUACAGCAGACCUAUAAACAGAAUUGUAAAGUGUUUCUGGUGAGGAGGAUAUCUGCUUAGCCUGCUCCUACCACAACCCUCCUUCAGAUAAUGGUUGGACUGAUGUCAUGGAAAAAGUCACAGGGAGGCUAAUCUGGCUAGUAGGGUGGGCGGUGGAUGAUGACGUUUUAGUGAAGGUGGUUUGUGCCACGCACUCUCACGGCAUUACAGUAGAGCUUUGCAUAGACAGGCAGUUUGACCUUGGUGGACAAAUCCACCACCACCACCGAUCAGUAGUCCAAAACAAUGAGGCUACUUGAUCUGAUGUGCUGCCUUCAGAGAUCUCAUCCACACUGAUGAUUCUUAGUGUGAAAGUUGUCCGUUUGAAAAUGGAGUGUUCUGUCUGCGCUGGUUAAAGGUUCGUGGUUAAAAUAGAGAAACUGUAAAAGGUCUGAAAGUACAAAGCAUACUGAGUGGUUCAGAGGUGCACGGGGGGGUGAGGCUGAAGUGGGGAGCCUGGUGAAAUUUAAGUUAUGGUGGGAGUCUCCGAACAUAAAUGCACUUAAUAUGCAGCCCUGGUGUGUGUGUGUGUGUGUAUAAAGGUGAGCAUGGUCGUUUGUGUGCCUGCCGACUUGUAAUGUGAUAAGAUGGUGUCUUAAUAAUUUGGUUCAUGUUCCCUCGUGGUGUGCUGCAGGGAAAGAUGCUGGAGUGUUUAUUAACGACACAACUGAGGAGCGAUUUGAACAGAUUUUGAGCUGUAGUCAUUCUGCAGGAUUUGAGUUUUUAGAAAAGCUGUGAGCACAAACUCUGUAAACUCUGUCACGACUGAUUCAGCUGUUUUUAUUUGAAUAGACGAUUGAUCCCCAUCAAAGUUACCAUCUUUCGCCUCAGUGACGUUAAAUGUGUUUGAUUAGUUUCCUGUGUGUUAAAAUCACAUCUCCGACUUGCAGAUUGAUCACAGCUCAGGUUUGUGGUAAACUCGCUCAGCUUUUGUUUUUGUCCUUAAAUGCAAACCGAGUAUUUGUGAAUGAAGCAGGUAAGCGAAGCAGUACCCCAUCAGCUCUGCACCAACCAGAGAAAGCUGAGAGGUGUCUCUUUGGUUUUGUUUUUUUUUUAAAGGUGACAUUCUACUGUAAUCACUGAUAUACCUCUGUCAUUACUUACUACUGGUCUCUUGUGUGACCUUGCUUACAUUUGUGUACGUUAUUGUACAUUUAAUGAAACAAACACGUGCACACUUUUCCCCUUGACGCUACUUUCUACAUCAUUCUUUUAAGAAAUCAGUAUUGACGUUGGCUAAAAGCUUGUUUCAGACCUGGGAGCGGUUAAUAAGAGUGUGAAGGUGCGGUGGAAAGCACACCUGAAGAGUUAGAGUCCAAAAAUGUAUUUGGUGAAAUGAUUGCUAUGUUCAGUAACAGUCAUAAAAAUAUAGGAGGUGCCAGUUGUUUUGCAUUUCUUAAGGGAAAAAUCCACCCAUCAGUUUUAGUUGUUUUAAAAGAGUUGGAUGGAAUUUCUGUUCCCACACUGGUGGUUUUAUCAUUCACUAAAUGCACAUUUUCUUUCUAAUCACUGGUACAGACAGAUUUCUUGUUGUGUCCGAGCUACGAGGACGGCACUUUUUUAAAGGCUGAAACUGCGUUAGCAGCCACAGGCUGCAAGGCUGGAUUAAAGAAACUGGAAAAGAUCCAGACGUGCAACCUCUGAAGGCAGUGUGUGAUCAUGUUGUUAAAAAUUUGUUUAAAAUAAGAAAAUAUUUUUAUUUUCCUGAGGUUUAUACCUGCUGAUCUAAAAUUUUAAACUACUGGUCCAAAACGAAGCCCCGGCUGACACAGCUCCCUCAGCGACUACAGAGAUCUUUAAUGUGAAACUGUAUUAAAACUGGCUUUCAAGCACAACUCCACAAGUAUUAUGAUGUGUAGACUUCCACAGCCCAAACGUUUUAAAGGGUUUGACUACAAACUUGUGCUCUGUGCUGUUUUAAAAAAAAAAAAAAGGCUGCAAGGAAUCCAUUUAAUUCUUGCUCGAUAAGAGGAUAUGAUAUGUGAGGAAGUGUUGGGUCUAAUUUGAUUAGAAAGCUGUGCUUUUUUUGUUUCAGUAAUGAAGGACUUUGAUUAUUAGUUUGAUUGUUCUGAAAGCUUUUUAAAAGGUAAAAGCUGUUCAUUUUGCCUUUUGUUUUAAAAAAGAGAUUUAUGUAAAUAAAAUCAUCUUUGAUAUCGUAUCUGGA
This is a messenger RNA of Pelmatolapia mariae (spotted tilapia), 5896 nucleotides long. It is a transcript of the gene rnf139, whose product is annotated as ring finger protein 139. The transcript is spliced from 6 exons. Gene Ontology annotation, biological process: ERAD pathway. Gene Ontology annotation, molecular function: zinc ion binding. The coding region runs from base 392 to 2503 and encodes 703 amino acids. NCBI's taxonomy places the organism in Eukaryota, Metazoa, Chordata, Actinopteri, Cichliformes, Cichlidae. Gene Ontology annotation, cellular component: endoplasmic reticulum; endomembrane system. The record is from RefSeq and is a predicted model, not a curated record.